AUGUCAGAGAUGCAAGUUUUCGAAGGCAGCGCCAGCGGGACAGGAGGAGCCCUAAACGGAAGGUUGAGCAAGGGUGUUCCAUCUCUGCCGCGCGAGCCGGAUAACUCGGCCGUAGUGUUCGAUGUCGACGCUCUUCGAGCCGCCUUCGCCGCAGCGAAACAGGCCUUCCCUCCCCACUGGAACCACUGCGUGGCCGUCAAGAGCUGCCCGCUGUCGGUCGUAGUUCAGGAGGCGGUACGAGCUGGUUUAGGAAUCGAGGCUGCAUCUUUUGUGGAGCUGUACAUGGGCCUUGCUCUUGGCUGCCCCGCAGUUCUUGCUGCGUUUGACUCGCCGGCCAAGACCGAUGGGGAGCUGGAAAUGGCUUUGGCGCGAGGGGUCCUGAUAAACGCUAACAGCCUGGUAGAACUAGAUCGGAUUGAUGCCAUCAUCAAGAGGCAGGGCUGUGCUACUUCCGCGCGUGUCGGCAUCAGAUUGAAUCCUCUUGUAGGAGCUGGCUCUAUCGCCGAGCUAAGCGUGUCCACCUCAACCAGCAAGUUCGCAGUGCCAAUGACUCCCGCGAACGUCCAAGCGGUGGUGGAUUCCUUCCGCAAGUGGCCGUGGCUCGUUGCUCUGCAUACUCAUGUUGGCUCGCAGGGGUACUCGGUCGAACAGUUGGCCGAGGGCAUCGCAGUUCUUUGCGAAAUUGCGGAUGUCAUCGACAGCAAGUUGGGGAAGGGGAGAGUCACUUUGCUGGACAUUGGCGGUGGCCUGCCGGCAAACUACGACUCGGAUGAGGUUUCACCCACCUUCCACGAGUACGCUGCGGCUCUGAAGAAGGCCGCACCCUCUCUCUUUCACAACACCGAGCGCAUCGUCGUGACGGAGUUUGGCAGAGCUUUUGUGGCCAAGGUUGCAAUGACGGUAAGCAAGGUGGAAUACGUCCGUUCAAGCGAUGGCUCGGGAGCCGAGGGACGUGCCGCCGGUAAAGCAACUCAGCAGGAAGAGGACCCAUCGAACGUUGUUGGUAGCCCAGGCAAGGUACCGGAGUCGUCUUUGCCUGUCGAGGACCACCAAACAUUGGUGACGCAUAUCGGAGCUGACCUAUUCCUGCGCACCAGCUACUGCCCCGGAAGGUACUCCCACCGUUUGUCGAUGUACUCCAGGAACGGGGCCGCAUUGGGCGGGUCUGCGAUCAGGACAGAUGUGGCGGGCCCGUUGUGCUUCCAGGGAGACUACGUGGCGCGCGGCGCGAGCCUUCCUCGCGCUUCGCCAGGGGAUCUAGUUGUCGUCCACGAUACAGGGGCGAACACGCUAUCGCUGUUCAGUCGGCACUGCUCGCGGCGUUUCCCUUCGGUGUACGGGUACGCGAGGAAUGCCGACGGUACCGUAUGUGUUCGGCUGGUGAAGGAAAAGGAGAGCGUCCAAGACGUCGCGCGCUUCUGGGGUGCUUGUUGA
Molecule: messenger RNA, 1434 nt
Organism: Ectocarpus siliculosus
Lineage: Eukaryota; Phaeophyceae; Ectocarpales; Ectocarpaceae
Source: the annotation of a GenBank genome assembly